Molecule: messenger RNA, 420 nt
Organism: Mycena indigotica
Lineage: Eukaryota; Fungi; Basidiomycota; Agaricomycetes; Agaricales; Mycenaceae
Product: Aromatic peroxygenase
Exons: 3
Coding region: 1-420 (139 amino acids)
Molecular function (GO): peroxidase activity
Source: RefSeq, a predicted model, not a curated record
AUGGUGGCGAGUGGGUCCGUGACCACAACAGCAGAAGAAGCUUCCUUCAGCACUAUUGGAUCAUUCUUCAGAAACCAAACGUUUCCCGCAAAUUGGCACCGAGCAGCUGCUCCAGUGACUGGCGCAACCGUUGGCCCCAUCAUAGGACAGUUAGUAGCCGGAGUUGGCGUUCCAGCUGGUCGAAACAAUCCAAACGGAAUAUACGUCGCCGACCCUCUCCCCCCUGCGCCGUUCAACUCCAGCUUUGCCUGUCAAGCAUACUACGACCAAUUUGCGAAUAUUCCCGGCGUCUUGCUCAACACGACGGGCAUCUUGAAGGAAAAUGUUGAUUUAUUGGCAAACAUUGCCUUCGCAACAGUGUCGUCAGUCAACGCGGCAUGUAACCAGCAAGUGCUGCCCUUCGGUCCGGCUGGGGUUUAG